AGGAUUGCGAGACGCGCCCGCCAACGAAGCCUGCUUCUUGCAACACGGGAAAACGCGGUCGUUGCCCCCCAGUCCCGCUCCCGUGCACCAACGGCGACGGAACGGACCGCGCCACGGCCGCGCCUUGCCUAUAUGGCGACCGACUGCUGCGCUGCACCAGCUGGAGAUUAGCAGCGCAAAGCAGGGACCACCACCGCUAACGCAAACGAGGUCGCCAUCACCAUGGACGGCUCACAGGAGGCGGAGGACGAGGAGUGCGUCCAUCCACGCGUCAUCAUUCACAUCGACAUGGACUACUUCUACGCCCAGGUGGAGGAGGUACUGAAUCCGUCGCUCAAAGAUCGCCCGUUUGCCGUGAAGCAGCGGUUCUGCGUCGUUACGUCGAACUACAUCGCCCGCGACCUCGGCAUUCGAAAGCUGCAGCCAGUGAAGGAAGCGCUCGCCCUCUGCCCCGAGCUGGUACUGGUGAACGGAGAGGAUCUGACCAAGUAUAAGGCAAUGUCACAGCGGAUUAAUGAGAUCAUGCACCGGUUUACGCCGCACGUCGAGAAGCUGGGACUCGACGAGAACUACCUGGACGUGACCGAGCUGACUACGGAGCGGCUGGAGCAGCUGGACGGUGGUGAAUCAUCGAUCAGCAAUGCGAACGCGCAGGCGGAACGCGUCGUCGGUUUGAUCCAUCCACCGCCCGACGACCGACAGCGCGCGGAGUGUUCCGACCGGGAACUGUUUCGAUCCUGCUGUCUCUGCGGCUGUGAUCGCCGACUGAUCCUCGCUACACACGUUGCGAAGGAAAUCCGGGAGUGCAUCUUCCGCGAGCUUGGUCUACGGUGCUGUGCCGGCAUUGCACACAACAAGCUGCUGGCCAAGCUGGUGGGAUCGAUGAACAAACCGGACAAACAAACGGUUUUGCUACCAACGGCCAGCAGUAGCUUUGUCGCUUCGCUCGGUUCCGUUCGAUCGCUCACCGGGAUUGGCGAGAAGACGGCCCAGACGCUAGCGGAAUGCUGCAACGUUGCCACGGUUACCGAUUUGCAGCAGAUCGAGUUGGAGCGGCUAGCGCGUCACGUAGGCCAUGAGCAAGCCGUCCGUCUGAAGCAGAUCGCACUUGGGCGCGAUGACACACCGGUACGGCAAACGGGCAAACCGAAAUCCGUUGGCCUCGAGGACUCCUGUCCUGCGAUCUCGGUUCGGGCCGAUGCGGAGGAAAAGUUUCGGCAUCUGUUGGUGCGGUUAGUGAAAAACAUUGCCGACGAUGGGCGAGUACCGAUCGCCAUCAAGGUGACGGUCCGGAAGUAUGACUCCACCAAGCGCACCACUCACCGUGAAUCGAAACAGGACAAGCUGCUCCCAUCGCUGUUUCGACACACCGGCGGUAAGCUCGUGCUGGCCGACGGGGCCCAGGAGAAGCUGUUGGCGAUUGUGAUGCGCGUGUUCGAGCGAAUGGUCGAUCUGCGGCAACCGUUCAACAUCACGCUGCUGGGCUUAUCGUUUUUCAAGUUCCAGGAGCGACGCGUAGGGAGCAAAUCCAUCGCCAACUUUCUCAUCAAAAAGUCUGACAUCGAGGUACAGUCCAUCACAAACCUGAGCAAUGAAUCGAUCACCCUGAGCGAGACCAGCUUUUGCUCGAACAAAUCGCUGACGGCGAUGGACUGUGAGCCGUGUGGUGCCGGUGGUUCGUCCGAUGCCGGUUCACUUGCGUCCCUGUCCGGGUCCGAGUCGGACGUGGAACCGUCGCCCAAAAAAUCACGCCGCUUUCUGUACCGUAGCUACCGAGGGAGCAGUGAAAAUGCGACCGGGCAGCAGACUCGCCGGGAGGAUGAGGCAACGCUCAGCAAGCUACGGGUGGCCGAUCUUCGUUUGAGUUCCAAAGACAACGACCACGAAACGCCACAAGGAACGGGAGCGAAACCAGUAGCGCAUGGAAAUAGCUCCAUCGUCACGCGGCAUGCUGUUUCCCCGAUGGAGAUCUCUUCGAGUGUUCCCAGCGCGGCGGCUCCGCGUCCACCACAAUCAGCGCCACCGAAGGAGUCAUUCUUCCGUCAUCAUUUGCCGCAGGAAGCGCAACCGUCCACUUCCUGUUCCACGUUUACCAGUGACCCAGCGGCCACGGUUAACCACAGCGAAAGUACAAAUUUGCUCCCGCCGAACGUUGACCGUGAAGUGUUCCAUGCCCUGCCGGCCGAUGUCCAACAGGAACUGCUUGGCAACUGGCGGCGGGCCAUGGAGUUGACGGCUUCCUGUAGCACCGGUAACAGCACCAUCAACCCUAGCUCUACCGUCGGGGCGCAUGUUAGCGUUAGUCCCGGAAGCACUGUUACGGCUAGUGUUGGUGGUGCCGGUGUGUCCACCGUACCCGCGAGCAGUCCCCCCGGUGCAGCGCAAGCCUCAAGCGCAAAGGCUAAAAACACUCUUCAUCGCUAUUUCGUUAAAAACACGUAGCACCAGCUGCCUACAGCAGGGCACCCCUUAUUGACUACGUUGUAGGCAAGGUUUGGGGUCGUUCCUGUGUAGAGGCAGACGGCCCCAUGGCUCUGAUAACUUCUUCUUUUUUUUAUCCCUGUACAUGCUAUUGUUUUGCUUCAUUUUUAAACGUAUUAUUGUUUCUCCAUAUGGUUCUCGGUGCAGUGGGACCAAGUUGUUUGUUUGUUUUCCAUUUAGAUAGUGCGCUCCUAGCGUGAUUGCCGGCGGGGCGACGGAAUCGAUAGCUGAAGGUGUCCCCUUUUCUCCUUUACUACCCUACACUAUCCACUGGUUUGUCUGUGUUCAUGUUUUUUUUACGCAAAGUCUGGCAAAUCCGACACAAGAUCCAUAAUUACACAUCUCACAUUCAUCUUCCAUCAUCGCCAUGUAUAUAAAUGCGCGUGGACUGAAAGGACUACUUCACCGAAGCGCCGA
Messenger RNA from Anopheles aquasalis, 2898 nucleotides. RefSeq names its product DNA polymerase iota (gene PolI). Gene Ontology annotation, biological process: translesion synthesis. NCBI's taxonomy places the organism in Eukaryota, Metazoa, Arthropoda, Insecta, Diptera, Culicidae. The record is from RefSeq and is a predicted model, not a curated record. Gene Ontology annotation, molecular function: DNA-directed DNA polymerase activity; damaged DNA binding.